AUGCCUCAAGCGCAACCCGAGCUCAAGAAGUACAUGGAAAAGCGCCUGUUCGUCCAGUUGAACGGCAACCGCAAAGUCAUCGGCGUCCUGCGCGGCUACGAUGUCUUUUUGAACAUUGUCCUCGACGAAGCUGUCGAAGAAAAAUCCGGCGGCGAACGCGAGAGGUUAGGUAUGGUGGUCAUCCGUGGCAACUCCGUUGUCAUGCUCGAAGCGUUAGAACGCAUGGGCGACGAUCGACGAUGA
Molecule: messenger RNA, 243 nt
Organism: Fonsecaea pedrosoi CBS 271.37
Lineage: Eukaryota; Fungi; Ascomycota; Eurotiomycetes; Chaetothyriales; Herpotrichiellaceae
Exons: 3
Coding region: 1-243 (80 amino acids)
Biological process (GO): spliceosomal snRNP assembly; mRNA splicing, via spliceosome
Cellular component (GO): U1 snRNP; precatalytic spliceosome; U2 snRNP
Molecular function (GO): RNA binding
Source: RefSeq, a predicted model, not a curated record